UCUUCAACAACCAUGUUCAGUUCUGACUUCUGAGAGUAUAUAGCGAGCCGUGACUUGAAAAAAGUAGAACACUUUCCAAUUUGGAAGCAACCAAAGGAUUGAUGACAUCGGGAAUUCGGGAUAUAUACAUAUGUGUGACCACUACUCCUUAUGUGUUCAUGGACCGUUGAAUAGUAGGGUUCCCGUCCUAGGAAUUUCAGUUUGCUGUAUUACCAUACGACUAGUCCACUGCACUGUGUACUGCUGAGACCUGUGAAUUUAUGUUCGAUCUGCCUGCGGUCUAGGCCAUUCAGUGUUCUGCUUCAAGAUGAACACCGUGAGAAAUCUCUUGCGUUUCUUCCUCAUCAGUUCCAUAGCCUGUAUUGCGGUGCUCGUCCUGCAGCGCUCUCCGUGCCCGUGCCGCGACGACGUGCCGGCACAUAAAGAACUGGCCUUGGGUACUAAUGGAAGUCGAGUCGUUGAUCCCAGCAUGAAGAAGCCCGGCAUGGCCGAUGAAGACAAGCUUCCGGAAGUGCUGAGGAGAGCAGCCAUGGAGGACAAGACCAUCAUAAUGACCUUCACGAACGAAGCGUUCGCGGCUCCAGGAUCUCUCAUGGACCUCUUCCUUGAGAGCUUCCGCACGGGCGUGAGGACGGAGCCCCUGCUGAAGCACCUGAUCAUCGUCGCCGCUGACGCCAAGGCGUUCGAGCGGUGCCAACUCGUGCACCCGCUCUGCUACGCGCUCCCCGUGGGCGGCGCCAACUUCACGUCGGAGCAGGUGUUCAUGGUCGGGGACUACCUGGACAUGAUGUGGCGCCGCAACAGGUUCCAGGCCCGGGUCCUGGAGCUCGGCUACAGCUUCGUCUUCACGGACGUGGACAUCGUCUGGUUCCGGAACCCGCUGCUGCGCAUCCCGGUGGGCGUGGACUUCGCCAUGUCGUCCGACUCCUUCUACGGCGACAACCCGUACGACCUGAACAAGCGGGCCAACGGCGGGUUCGUGUACUCCAAGGCGAGCGCGAGGACGGUCGCGUUCUACGGGGGCUGGUACGAGGCGCGGAAGGCGUACCCGGGCAAGAACGAGCAGGACCUGUUCGACAAGCUGAAGCGCGAGCUGUCGGCGGCGCACGGCGUGGCGGCGCAGUUCGUGGACACGGCCUACCUCGGCGGGUUCUGCGAGCGGCGGAAGAAUAUCCGGGACUUCAACAAGCUGUGCACGUUCCACGGCAACUGCCUCGUCGGGAUCAAGAGCAAGCUGGAGAAGCUCCGCGGCGUCCUCGACGAGUGGAAGCGGUUCAAGGCCAGCAACGGCACCAUCCUGACGGACUAAAUCAAUCAAUGUCAUCAUCGAUCGGACGAUGCGAUCGAUCGUGUUUUCUCGUUUUCUAACAGAUUAUUUCCCAUAUAACAUUCAUGAGUAGAAGAUGUAGCCAGGAGCUACUUCGAAUUUCGUUUCCCUUUCCCGUUAUAUAUAAAAACUCAAUCCAAA
Molecule: messenger RNA, 1468 nt
Organism: Phragmites australis (common reed)
Lineage: Eukaryota; Viridiplantae; Streptophyta; Magnoliopsida; Poales; Poaceae
Exons: 2
Coding region: 308-1309 (333 amino acids)
Source: RefSeq, a predicted model, not a curated record